This is a messenger RNA of Apodemus sylvaticus (European woodmouse), 504 nucleotides long. Its product is annotated as transmembrane protein 92-like. Gene Ontology annotation, cellular component: nucleoplasm. The coding region runs from base 1 to 504 and encodes 167 amino acids. The transcript has 5 exons. The record is from RefSeq and is a predicted model, not a curated record. Lineage: Eukaryota; Metazoa; Chordata; Mammalia; Rodentia; Muridae.
AUGAAAGACGCUUGGGUCCCGGGUGCACUCACUUUGAUCUUUGUCCUGAUUUCCAGUCUCCAAGGAGUAAGCGCCAAUGAGGGUGUAAACACAUGUGACAGCUCAAGCUACCCCAAAGGAUUUACAUGCUGUGGCAAUGAAUGCUGCCCAGAAAGAAAGCCCUGGGAACCUAAAACCUGGGAUCCUACAAAUGAACCCUUUAGGAUCUUGUUCAUCAUCUUAUUGGUCAUGGUCGCCCUCCUUUGCAUCUGUGAGCUAAUGAGGUGCUUCUGUCCCAAGUGCUUAGAACUACAGCUUGAUGUCAGAACAGGGGAUCAUCAGAUUCCCCCAGGACCGACCUCCAUUUCUGCCCUAGAGAGCAUUUGGGUUAUCCCCUUGGAUCUUCCACCAUCCUACAGUCAGGUUGCUCUGAAUCCAACUCCCACAGAACCACCUCCUCCCUACAGCCUCAGGUCUGAGGGCCCUGCUGGUCAGAUGAGAGGGAAUGCCUAUGCAACCCUGUGA